AUGAGGAGAAACGACAUUCUCAGAGAAAUGUUGCCGAAGGAGGCAGUGGGGCUCAAGUUAUCGAACGAUACGUUGGAGAAGGCAAAGAGAUACGUCGACGUGAAGCUGGAAACCUCCACCCAUACGUCUGCAUCGCAUCAUCCCGAUGUCGCCAGCUCCCAGCCUGGCAAGCAUAUUUCGUCAGCAGCCAAGGUGAAGGCGUCAGUGCGGUCCAAGAAGAGGUUGCGCGGAUCGGUGGACGAGUACAUGCACAAGAAGAUGGAUGACUCGGAAGAGGAGAAACGUUCGACACGCUACAAACGAACAUAA
Molecule: messenger RNA, 309 nt
Organism: Phytophthora nicotianae INRA-310
Lineage: Eukaryota; Oomycota; Peronosporomycetes; Peronosporales; Peronosporaceae
Exons: 2
Coding region: 1-309 (102 amino acids)
Source: RefSeq, a predicted model, not a curated record